Messenger RNA from Aspergillus ochraceoroseus IBT 24754, 1988 nucleotides. RefSeq names its product putative cell wall protein. Lineage: Eukaryota; Fungi; Ascomycota; Eurotiomycetes; Eurotiales; Aspergillaceae. The record is from RefSeq and is a predicted model, not a curated record. The transcript has 3 exons. The coding region runs from base 1 to 1809 and encodes 602 amino acids.
AUGCGGUCGAACACGCUGCUCGCGCUCGCCGGCCUUGCGAGCUACACUCUCGCUAUCCCCACCGGCAUAGACCCUCGCCACUCCGGCCUCGCCCAGGGCUUGAUCAACACAAUCACCGAUAUUCUCAAGGGCCACAGCCCUGUAGACAUCCUCGGUGGCAUUAGCGCUCACGCUGCUGCUGCCCUCAAUGGCGGUGCUUUGGGUUGUGCUGCUGGAUCCAUUGACCUCAGCUACCGACAGGAGCUUGCUGCAUGGAUCCGUACCGGUGCUGGUAUUCACCUAGAUGCGUCCCUGAAGACCUCGCUGCUGAGCUGGUGUGGUGGUGACGAUUCAGUCACCUUGUCCGUGGAUGCCUGCUCUGGGCUCUCCGUCUUCAUUCCCACCUGCGCUAGCAUUGCUGCCGAGGCCGACCUCUAUGUGAACUUGGAUGGUGUUUUCUCUCUGGUUGACAAUGCCUUCGGCGUUCUUAGCGUCUCUGCUCAGACUCUCCUCUCGAGCUCCCUCGCUGCCAUUGGAGAGCUCGAUGUGAACGUCAAGGCUGGUCUUGAAUUCUGUGCCGCUGGUGGUGUUGUCUCUGACCUCUCUGUGGACAUUCUCGCCGCGCUGAAGGUCUGGCUGUCCGGCAGUGAAUGUCAGCUCUCCGCCACCCUCCAGGCGACCGUGCUAUCGUGGUGCGAAGGUCACAUUGGAGGUGAUAUCGUGUCCCUCAAUACCCUGCCCCAUGGUGGUUUGGUUUCUCUUUCGGUUGGUGCUGCUGUGCUGGGCCUUGUUGAAGAGUCCGGCGCCCUGGUUGCCAGCGCCCAAGCUUCCCUUUCUGCUUUCCUCGAAACUGAGUUCGGGUUGGACAUUGAGGCUGAUCUCAAGGUUAUCCUCGAGGGAUGUGCUAAGGGAGAGCUUGCUACCUCAUUCGGCUACGAGGCUCGUGCUGCUCUUUCUGCUUGGCUUGCUAGCUCCAGCUGCAGUCUUACUGUUGAACUAAACGCUAUGGUUGUGUUCUGGCUUUCGUUCGGUGUCUCUGCUGGUGCUGAAGUCUCGCUGGGCACCAAUAUUAUUGCUGAUCUCUCCUCCUUCCUUGUUGGAACCGUUGAAUCUCUGCUCGGCUCUCAGCUCCACGGUCUCAUCUCUCUUCUGCUCUCCGGAGAGGGUCUGCUUUCUAUCUCCCUGGAAGCUCGUGCUCAGUUGGCUGCUAUUUGCGGUGGCGCGGCUGGUAUUGAUAUCGACGCCUCUAUCCAGAUCAUUCUCAUCGGAUGGCUUACUGGCUGCCGCGAGUGCUGCAUUCCUUCCGGGUCCUUGACCACUGGAACUAUGAUCCCUAGCACUGUUUCUGUUCCUGGAUUUCCUUCCGGGUCCUUGACCACUGGAACUAUGAUCCCUAGCACUGUUUCUGUUCCUGGAGUUCCUUCCGGGUCCUUGACCACUGGAACUAUGAUCCCUAGCACUGUUUCUGUUCCUGGAUUUCCUUCCGGGUCCUUGACCACUGGAACUAUGAUCCCUAGCACUGUUUCUGUUCCUGGAGCUCCUUCCGAGUCCCUUACCACUGAGACUGUGAUUCCUACCCCCAUCUCGGUCCCCUCAGCCACUGGUGCUACCGAGACUAGCACUCCCUGCGACACUAUUACUAGCGAGACGGUCAUCUCUAGCACCAUCUCUGUCCCCGGUGUCUCUACCACCUCCGUUCCAGCAGGAACUCCCUCCGGCUCUAGUCCUACGGAGACUGGCGCUCCUUCCGAGUCUCUUACCACUCAGACUACGGUUACGGUUACCGCUACUGCUACUGUUAGUGUUUCUUACUGCGCUACCACCAACUAGGUAGGGCUGGGCGGCGGCGACCAGGGACCCAAACCUAACGAGACGAUCGCAAUGGCACCACAGCUCGGUAUUUUCACUGUACAUAUUUAAUUUUAAUUCUAAUUCAUUGGCAAUGUCGAGCAAAGCUUCAUCCAGGGCUUUUUUUUUACCCAGACACAUACACAGGAAGAAAAGGGGAG